Molecule: messenger RNA, 720 nt
Organism: Gamsiella multidivaricata
Lineage: Eukaryota; Fungi; Mortierellomycota; Mortierellomycetes; Mortierellales; Mortierellaceae
Exons: 4
Coding region: 1-714 (237 amino acids)
Source: RefSeq, a predicted model, not a curated record
AUGAAGUCCUUCGUCGCUGCCGCCGCAAUCCUCCUCUCUGGAUUCGCUCUCCUCUCUGAGGCCCACAUCUCUUUCCGCUACCCAUGCCCUCGCCGCGGUUCUUAUUCCGAGUGCCCCCAGGGUGACUGGAGCCUGAUCGAUUAUGAUAUCCGCUCCCCUGCCGGUAACCACGGUACGGUCAACAGCCCCAUCUGCAAAUGGCCAUCUUCUUUCCCUGGCGUCCGCCCUGUCUUCAAGGCUGGUCAGACCAUCAACGCCACCAUGGACAUUGGCGCUUACCACAAGGGUGGAAGCUGCCAAUGGGCUCUUUCCUACGAUAACGGCACCAACUGGGUUGUCUUCCAGGACAAGCUGUUGACCUGCAUGGGCGAUGCCAGCAACGGUAUCACCUACAGCCUGCCCUUCACCAUCCCCGCAAACGCACCCUCGGGUUCGGCCAUCGUGAACCUGUUCUGGAACAACAACGAGGGCAACCGCGAGCUCUACUCCUCCUGUGCUGAUGUCGUCAUCCAGGGUACCAAUGGCGGCUCGAUCUCGGGUGUUGAGCCCUUGAUUGCUAACUAUGGACCCAACACCCCUUUCAUUCAGGAGCUGGUCCUCGCCGGCGGCAACUAUGGUCAGUCCUACUUUGCUGCUCGCAAGCCUAUCACCGUCACCGUCCCCAAGCAAUCGCCCGCUAAGCGCCGCCUCAGGAGCCGCAUGGACUCCAACUAAGCGACU